This is a messenger RNA of Emiliania huxleyi CCMP1516, 1044 nucleotides long. RefSeq lists its product as hypothetical. Gene Ontology annotation, cellular component: nuclear pore. Gene Ontology annotation, molecular function: structural constituent of nuclear pore. The transcript has 10 exons. Bases 1 to 1044 code for a protein of 347 amino acids. Lineage: Eukaryota; Haptophyta; Isochrysidales; Noelaerhabdaceae. The record is from RefSeq and is a predicted model, not a curated record.
AUGGCGCGCCCUCUCGUCCCCUACCGGCACGGGACCGCAACCCACACUGGGUUCGGCACUCUGGAGGUAUGGUACCAGGCGCUCUCGCCCGACGAGAAGGUCGUCGACGGCGUCGCCUCCUUCCUCUGCAAGCUGCCGCACGACCUGCCGCCGGCGCAGAAGACGCUGUGCUUCGGCGAGGCGGCGCGGCUGCUGCCGCCCGAGCAGCGGCCGCUGCUGCCGCACAUCGCACUGCGCGCCUGUGUCCGCUGGCUGACCGUUCCGUCGGCCGCCGCACCACCCGCGGCAGAGGGAGGGGGCGGCGACGCGGAGAAUGCGUGGCGGCUGGUGCAGGCGGCGCUGUCGCAGGCGCUGCUCGCGCUGCGGCGCGCCGCCGCCGCGUCGAGCGGCCGUGUCGAGCUGCUGGCUCUCCUUGAUGAGCUGGGAGCGCACGCACGCGCCGCCGCCGCCGCCGACCCGCUGCUUGGCGAGUCGCUCGAGCCGAUGCUCUUUGAGCUCCGCUUCUGGUCGGCGGCGCUGCGCGCGCACGCAGAGCACGCCGCGUGCUUGCGCGCGCUCGAGGGGGGUGGGCCCGCCGCGGCCGACGUCGGCGCGGCGGCGCGUUCGCUCGACGCGGCGACGCGGGAGGCGCUGACCAGCGUCGUGAUGCAGUACGAGGGCGAGACGAUGGGCCGGCUGCCGAGCGUCGCCGAGGUCGACGCCGCGAUGGCCGGGCAGCGCGCCGGCGCGGGCGUGCUGGCGGUGCAUUUGCAGGACGAGGAGAGCGGCGCGGCGCACCGCUCCGCGGCCGCGCUGCGGCGGCUGCGGCGCCAGCUGGUUCCUCCGCUCGUGCGCAACGUCCACCACGUGCUCCUCGAGGCGGGCCGCAAGACGGGCGACCAGGACCUGCUCCACCUCUCGCUCUAUGUCGCCGACUUGGUCGCCGACGCGCGGUACGGCCUCUACUCUAACUUCGACGCACCGGGGCUGCAGCACCUGCUCUCGCAGUUCCGCGCCUCGGCCCUGGAGCUGCUGUCGGCCGGCGACGGCGUCGAGACGGCGUGA